AUGAGCUUUACAAUCCAUGUCACAUGGAGAGGUCGCACAUUGACGAUUUCUCUUCCCAUUGCCGAUCCAACGCUCAACGAACUGGGCGAAGAGAUAGAAAAGCAGCACGGCGCUUCCUUUGAGACUCUUAAGCUCUUGGUCCCUGGACAGAAGUGUCAAAUUGCUCCUGCACGACAACGCGCGCAGGCUGCCUCGGAAGCAGGCCUCAGCAAUGGCUGCAGAGUGUUGCUUCUGGCUAGCAGCGCGGAAGAGAUCACGCGGGUUCGUGCGGCCCACGACCUGCCGGGCAUGCGCUCCUUCGAUGAUGAACUCAAGCGCGCAGCUCGCAGACGGCGGACAGUCCGCAGCGACUUGAACCCGCAGCCCCCCAGGGCCGAGUACACUUUCAGCUCAUACGAGACCUGGCAGCGUCCCGGGCUGCAGCCGCCCCCAGCCGAGGCCCUCAAGCUGCUGUACAGGCUGGCCAGCGACCCGGGCGUGAUGGGCGUGAUGACGGCACACCAGUACAGAGUGGGACUGCUAAGUGAGAUGCCACCGGAGGGCAAGGUGGGGGUGUCGCCGGUGUGCAUUCUGGGUGUCAACAUCAACGCAGGACAGGAAAUUAGCCUGCGGCUGCGUACGGAUGAUCUCAAGGGGUUUCGGAAGUACGAGCGCAUUCGCGAGACGCUGAUUCACGAGUUGGCGCACAUGGAAUACGGCGAGCACGACAACGACUUCAAACGGCUGAAUUCGGAGCUGGGCCGGGAGUGCGCGGCGAUUAACGCCAGGUACGCCAGCGGAGGAGGCCACUUAUUGCUGUCAACAGCAACAGCAACAGGACGCAGUCAACGCGAGGGCGCCGGCAUCCAUGAACGUCCUUUCCAUGGGAGGGAGCUGGACGAUCCUGCGCUGCUGCUGGAAGACGGGACUGCCGCUGCGGUCAUGGCGGCUACGGCGCGGCUUAGCGGAAAGACACUGCGGCAGCUUGCAGCUAUGGGGAGUAACGGACCAGUCCAGGGUGUGUUGCCGAGUGGCGGCGGUGCUAGUGGUGGUGGGGAGGGUGGUGGACCAGCCGGGGUCUGGGAUGGUGGCAGAAGCAUCAGCAGAGGCGGUGGAGAGGGGACUGAUGGUGGUGGGAGGGGCAGUAGCUCUGAAGGCAGUGGCGGCGGCGGCGGGGGAGAUGACGAUGCCAGUGCCCAUGCCGAUGGAGAUGGAGACGAUCCAGUACGGCAGUUUGAGCAUUACGAUGCGGCGACGGAGCGUGCCGAGGCGGCGGCGCAGCGGCUGGGCAGCGUGGACGAGCCGCCGCCGCCGCCGCCGCCGCCGACGACGACGACGACGACGACGACGGGGUUGCAGCAGGGCGCUGGCAACGGCGCCGGUGAUGGCGGUGACGGUUGCAGCGAAGAAGCGAGGGCAGUGACCGGCAGGUCACGAGUCGUAAUCCAGCCGCAGCCGUCGCCGUCACCGCCACCGACGCCGGCGGUCACGCCCUUGGCAGCGUCGACUAGCCUGCCUACACAGUCCAGAGCAGCAACACCACCAACACCAUCGACAACAAUGCUGAUAACGGCAGUAACCUCAGUGGGAGCGCCGUCGGCCAUGUCGGCCAGGGAACAGGCUCGUGACGAGGUGGCGGCGCCGCCGCAUGAUCCCGUCAUGAUGGACCUCGGCGAAGACGCGGAUGGGAGACUAGGCAAGAAUUUAGCUCCAAACAUGGACCAGGGGCUGGGCUCGCGGGUGGUGGAAAGCGACGUUGCGACGUCGGCAGCAGCGACGGCAGUAGCAACAGGACUGACGGCAGGAGCAACGGCAGCGGAGGUCCCGGUGGUGGAGGACGUGGAGGGUAAUAAUAGCGAUCUGAAGCCUGGUGGUGAAGAUGGAGGCGUCCAGCUCUCGCUAUCGCUGCCAGCUGCACUGACGGCGGUGGCGCAGCCGCCGCCAACGACGUUCCUGACGCCCUCGCCAUCUGUGCGCUUGAGCUUGCGGGCUCCGGAGGAGCUGUCGGUAGGUGGUCGUGGCGGCGGCGGCGGCGGGGGUGAUGAUGGUGAUGGCGGCGGCGGCGGCGGCUCUGACGCCGACAGCGGAGUCGCGGCGGCGGCGCAGGCCAAGCUGCGUCAGGCGUGGAACGCACUGGUGCAGAUGGGAUCGGCUGCGGGAGGAGGCACACCGUACAGUGUCGUACAAACGACUCCUGAUUCAUUACCCGUCGCCGCCGUCACCGCCGAGGAUGUCGCCAGCGCAUUGGAUACGUUGGAAACGAUGCUUGGUAAUGCCGUACACUUUCCAGCCGAAGACCGCUACCGCCGUGUGCGGCUGAGCAACGCGGCGUUUCAGCGACGUGUGGGCCGGUUGCCAGGCGGCGUGGAGUUGCUGCGUGUUGCGGGUUUCGUUGAGGAGGGUUCGGGGCCGGAUGCGGUGCUGCGGCUGCGCCGUAACGACCCCGGGUUGCUAUGGCUGGUGCUGUCGGCCGUCCGGGAGGCAAGAGAGCAGGUUGCCGUGCAGAUGCACACGGCUGGGGGACACCUGGCUUAG
Volvox carteri f. nagariensis is the source of this 2514-nucleotide messenger RNA. RefSeq lists its product as uncharacterized. The record is from RefSeq and is a predicted model, not a curated record. The transcript has 6 exons. NCBI's taxonomy places the organism in Eukaryota, Viridiplantae, Chlorophyta, Chlorophyceae, Chlamydomonadales, Volvocaceae. Bases 1 to 2514 code for a protein of 837 amino acids.